ACUUUUAUAAAUGAUGUUGAUGCACUGCUUUUGUUAAAUACCACCUAGUAGGAAAAGCCCCGUUUCUCUCUGCAGGUUCUACCUACGUCCAUCCUAGUCUCUGAUGCUUAUUGUUGAAUCUUGCCCAACCUCCAACUGAUGGAAACCUUUACUGCUUUCAUUAGGAAAUUGAUUUAAUUUUUAAAACAAAACAACCAUCAACUGGUCCUUUUGCUUAUGGGCUCGGAUCGUCUCUCCAACCCCAUGAAUGGUUAAGCUGCAAAAGGCACUUAUAACACACGACCAUCAAACAAACCAUAUAUUCCUUUGCAUUGUUUUAGUACGAAUAGCGUAGGGAUUUAUUUCCAAGUCCCAAAACCUCUGCAAAGUGCCUGAAACGUGAGGCGUACGAGUUGCAAAAGGGCAACGAGAGCUGAAACGCGGUCAGUCUUUUGCUUCUUUAGAGCGGGAAUCUUUCAAAAUGUCACACUCCGAAUCUCUCAACAUUGCACUUCAUCCUCCUACGCACUUUUUAAACAGUCUGCUCUCCCUCCAGUCUCGGGUCGGCAUGCAGGACGGAUCUGCAUCAUGCUUCCCUUUGUGAAAAGUGCAAACGUUGAAAUACAUUUGGAUAAUGACCGCAUAGAAUUGGCAGACGGCUUGCCCAACGGUGCGCCCAUUCCUGUCUUGUCUGGGAAAAUUGUUUUGACAUCUUCAAAGAAUGUGGGAUUGGUGGACUUGACGUUGAGCGUGCAAGGCGUUCUGGACUGUGAUGCAACUGUAUUGAAUCUGGUGAAUGAUGUGAUUGGUACAUCGCCGGUACAUCCCGUAAGCCAGUCCAUACUCUCAUAUGAAAAGACACUAUGGCGAGCAUCUCCCGGGAAGCCGGCUGUUGCUCCUACCGAAACAGUUUCUACGACCUCGUCGCCUGUCAAGUCUCGAGAGCUACCUGGGGGAGACACUGUACUUUUGGGUAGUCAGGCUCCCAACAAAGGGUCAAAGGCUUCAACAUCCACCAAUGGAGAACUCCCCGCCGGACGUCGCGAGUGGCCAUUUUCUUUUAAAUUACCUUCCACAUUACUCCCCUCUGUUAACACUCGCUACGGACGGGUGUCGUAUAUUCUGAAAGCCAGACUAAAGCGAAAAGGCUUGGGACUGGAUUUUAACGCCCGACGAACAUUUACUGUCGUGCGCACAAGAUCACGAGGUGCUGCAUCUUUCGGUGACUUUCCCCUAGAGGACAAAACCGCCUUGUUCUCUGGCAUGGUCACAAUGCCAACGAUAGCAUUUUGCGAUGAUCCGACAUUACGUGUCAAACUUAACCUCAAAGUUUUGGAACCAAACAAGGUGCGGGAUAUUCGAUCUGUAAAGUGCUAUGUGAAAGAGGUUUCGGGCUUCUGCCACGAGGGACAAUUCUAUGAGAAUCAGACUCUUCUAGGCAGUCCAUCAAUAUGGAAGCCUGCUGAUGAACCACCGUCACCAGUAGAUGAUUCCGACGAGCAUCCCUUUGCAUUGGCGCGCACCAUGGUGCAAGCAGGUCAGAAACAGAAACUAGUGGACACGUCUGCUGUCCCGUUCACCGUAUCCACAGUGGGCGCGAAUAUGGAUUUUGAUACGCCUCAUAUGCGAAUAUACCAUCUUCUGAAAGUAAAAGUGGAUUACGAGCCUUGGGGAGCAGACCUUGGGAAAUCCCCUCCCCUGUCACUGCCAGGCAAUCCUCUAUCAAGCUCCUCGUCGACCUCCCAUCGUAAAGUAGAAACUUGUGUCAUGCAAAUACCACUCCCCAUGUGGUGGGCCAGCUCUCGACGACCCCAGUCGUGGCUGGAGGGUCUGCCGACGCGGACUGCAUCGGAAAAGCUUCUCGGCGUCUCAAAGUCACGUUUCCGUCUCCGCAAUUCGUCAGAACCCGUCGAGCUCCUAACUCGUCGUGUGCAUGAGCAAUCGCCGAACCGUCCCAUUUUUAGGAAGACGGCAGAAUCAUCACCAGCGCUAUAUAGCGGUAGGGAAAAUACGUUGGAGCGAUCAAACGCCGUCCGGGGCAAGAAAAAUGACGUGAACAAGGCGUUACCAUCUCGGCCAGAUUCAAUGUCCUCCGUCACUAGUGGGCAGUGGACAUUGGAUGAAACUGGUGUAUAUACUUUCAAGAUGGAAGAUGGUACUGCCACUUCUAGUGGCCUGGACACAGUUUUCGAAGAAGCAGACGAUGAGAACGCGGACGAAAGGGAAAAUAAACCCCCUCAAACUCAAGUCCCUGCUAGCGAUAAGAAGCAAAGAAACCGGCAGUCGGCUGGAUUCUACACAUCGAUUUCCAGAGACGACGGAAACCCUGUAUAUAGUUAUAAUGAACUCGCUCUCAGCGAAUCUGUGUUUACGUCUGGAAAGACUCUUACCGACAGUCCCAUCGCCGUAUCUGUUCGCGAAAGUGGCAAAUGGGAAUUGGACGCGGAAGGUGUAUAUACAUUUGUGUAAAUUGUAAAUAUAGUGUAGCGAGCAGGCUCCUUCUGAAUUCUACCCUGACCUGAUGGAAUUUUUGAC
This is a messenger RNA of Spizellomyces punctatus DAOM BR117, 2514 nucleotides long. RefSeq lists its product as uncharacterized. Bases 568 to 2448 code for a protein of 626 amino acids. The transcript is spliced from 4 exons. Gene Ontology annotation, biological process: ubiquitin-dependent endocytosis. The record is from RefSeq and is a predicted model, not a curated record. Gene Ontology annotation, molecular function: protein-macromolecule adaptor activity; ubiquitin protein ligase binding. Gene Ontology annotation, cellular component: cytoplasm; cytosol; plasma membrane. Lineage: Eukaryota; Fungi; Chytridiomycota; Chytridiomycetes; Spizellomycetales; Spizellomycetaceae.